This is a messenger RNA of Pipistrellus nathusii (Nathusius's pipistrelle), 1902 nucleotides long. The record is from the annotation of a GenBank genome assembly. NCBI's taxonomy places the organism in Eukaryota, Metazoa, Chordata, Mammalia, Chiroptera, Vespertilionidae.
AUGGCGGCGGCGGCGGCGGCGGAGGCGGCCCCUACCCACCCCGCGCAGGCGUCUGUGACCUUCGAGGACGUGGCCGUGACCUUCUCCCAGGAGGAGUGGGGGCAGCUGGACGUGGCCCAGAGGACCCUGUACCAGGAGGUGAUGCUGGAGACCUGCAGGCUCCUGGUGUCUCUGGGGUGCCCCGUGCCCAGACCCGCGCUGACCUGCCCGCAGGAGCUGGAGCAGGAGCUGUGGGCGGUGAGGACUGAUCUCUCCCAAGGCGCCUGUCCAGGUGACAAAGAAAAAUUCAAAACCACAGAAACUACCACUUGUGAGCCAACCCUGUGUGAGAGAUUCUCGGCCCGGGAACAGCUGACGCAGAAAGUUCCAGGGGACUCCCAAGGAGACCAAACCAGGGACCAGUGUGGCCCAUCAGAAGUGUCCCUGCAGGAAAGACACUUGAGGCCAGGGGUAGAUCCACCAAGGAAGAAGCUCCCUGGGAGCCCUGACCAUGGCAGCUCAGGGACACCUGAGGGUGCGGGUGUGAAGACUGUGCAGGAGCCAGUCCCUCCCAGAGGUGCUGUCCUGGACCACGGUUCACGUGAAUUACGCAAAGAUCCCACCAUUCAAGAAGAGGAAAAUACCUUUAAAUGCAAUGAAUGUGGGAAAGCGUUUAACAAGAAACACCUUCUUGCGGGACAUGAAAAGAUUCACUCUGGAGUGAAGCCCUAUGAGUGCACAGAGUGUGGGAAAACCUUUAUUAAGAGCACGCACCUCCUUCAGCACCACAUGAUCCACACCGGGGAGAGGCCCUAUGAGUGCAUGGAGUGUGGGAAGGCCUUCAACCGCAAGUCAUACCUGACACAGCACCAGCGGAUUCACAGUGGAGAGAAGCCCUACAAGUGCAACGAAUGUGGGAAGGCCUUCACCCACCGCUCCAAUUUUGUCCUGCAUAAGAGGAGGCACACUGGAGAGAAAUCCUUUGUCUGCAAAGAAUGUGGGCAAGUUUUUCGACACAGGCCAGGAUUUCUUCGACAUCACAUCGUCCACAGCAGCGAGAACCCCUACGAGUGCUUCGAGUGCGGGAAGGUCUUCAAACACAAGUCCUACCUCAUGUGGCACCAGCAGACCCACACGGGGGAGAAGCCCUACGAGUGCAGCGAGUGUGGGAAAACCUUCUGUGAGAGCGCGGCCCUCAUCCACCACUACGUCAUCCACACGGGGGAGAAGCCCUUCGAGUGCACAGAGUGCGGGAAGGCCUUCAACCACCGGUCGUACCUCAAGAGGCACCAGCGCAUCCACACCGGGGAGAAGCCGUUUGUGUGUACGGAAUGUGAUAGGGCCUUCACCCACUGCUCCACGUUCAUCCUGCACAAGCGGGCCCACACGGGGGAAAAGCCGUUUGAGUGUAAGGAAUGCAGCAAAGCCUUCAGCACUAGGAAAGACCUCAUUCGGCACUUCAGCAUCCACACCGGGGAGAAGCCCUACGAGUGCGGGGAGUGCGGGAAGGCCUUCAACCGCAGGUCAGGCCUCACGAGGCACCUGCGGAUUCACAGCGGAGAGAAGCCCUACGAGUGCAGUGAGUGUGGUAAAUCCUUCUGCUGGAGCACCAACCUCAUCCGACACGCCAUCAUCCACACCGGGGAGAAGCCCUAUAAGUGCAGUGAGUGUGGGAAGGCCUUCAGUCGUAGCUCAUCCCUCACUCAGCAUCAAAGGAUGCAUUCUGGGAGAAACCCUGUCAGUGUGACCCAAGUGGAAAGGCCCUUCCCAAGUGGUCAGACUGCGCUCACUCUCCGAGAACUUCUGUUGGGGAAAGACUUUCUGAGUGUAAACACCGAGGGAAAUCUGGUGCCAGAGAAAACAUCCACCACAGCAUCAGAUUGCACCUACCAAAGAGACACCCCACGGGAAUCUUCACUGUGA